Molecule: messenger RNA, 636 nt
Organism: Lolium perenne
Lineage: Eukaryota; Viridiplantae; Streptophyta; Magnoliopsida; Poales; Poaceae
Source: RefSeq, a predicted model, not a curated record
AUGCCUUCGCGCCGCCGCCCCGCCUCCGGCUACCACGGCGUUCGGGCGCGGCCGAGCGGCCGGUUCGACGCGGAGAUCCACUCCGGCGACGAGCGGAUCCGCCUCGGUACGUACGACACGGCGCACGAGGCGGCGCGGGCGUACGACGCCGUCGCUUGGCGUCUCGGCCGCUCCCGGCGGUCGAUGAAUUUCCACGAUGUCUACACGCGCGAGCAAGCGGAGAUGCUCGCGCCGCCGCCGCCCGUCAUCACGCGCGAGCAGCAGCGCCGGCAACGGGAGUUGGAGCAGCGCCUCCUCAUCGCGGAGCGCGACGAGGCGCUGCACCUCGAGUGGGCGCGCCGCUUCCCCGAAGACGUCGCCGCCACGGAGGCCUUCUAUGCACAGAAGGAGGAGGAGAAGGCGGCGGAGAAGGCGAAGAAAAAAGCUUCGCGCGAGAAGCGCCGCGCCGAGUCCGCGGCGAGGAAGGCGGCGAGGGCCGCGAAGGCGGCCAGGAAGGAGGAGGAAAAGAAGAAGGGCGCAGGGCCGUCGAUGAUCGUCCUCUCCUCCUCCUCCUCCUUCGAGUGGACGACGACGCCGGUGUCGGAGACGACUCCGAGCACCCACUCGUCGGACUUCGAUUGGGACUCCUCCGAGUAG